GACUUUAUUUUUUUUCUUUUCCAGAAUUAUAAAGACAGCUGAUUUCUUCCAAAAACAGCCCCACACCUUUCCUCAGGUUGUGUGCAGUAUUGCAGCACAGUUGCAUUGAAGUGAAUGAAGCCAAGUUGAAAUACCUCACACAACCUGAGGACAGGCUUUAAAUAAUUCUCCCUUUAACAUGUCCUUUAUUCAUGGGGUGGGAUGAUUACCAUGUUAUGCUCUGGCUCCCAUGCAGACGCAUCAGGUUUAUGCAGCCGCCGGUCCUUGGUUACAGACUACAAAUAAACCUGACCAGUCGUCUGAUCCUCUCCCUGCUUAUAUGUAACAUAGAUGAGGAUUCUGAAGAGGCCUCUGUGGAGAGAACAGUCAUAAGGAAGAGAUGAGAACACCCUAGAAGUCUCUGAAGAUGGACAAGGACAGAAGACAAAUGACUGAGCGAGUACUCAGCCUAACCUUGGAGAUCAUCUACCUGCUGACUGGAGAGGAUUACGUUCCUGCAAGAAAGUUUUGUGAUGAUGUCAAAGACGGUAGUGAUCCCCGUGUUCCAGGGAAAUUAAGCCAAGCCAAGGGGCACAUCACUGGGUCUCCCCAUCCCUCUCUGAUAGAUGAGUUAAAGAAUGAUGUGAAGAUCCUGGAUCUGACCAACAAGAUCCUUGAGAUACUGACUGGAGAGGUUCCGUUACGACAUGAGGACAUCAUUGUCUGUUUUACUAUGGAAGAGUGGGAGUAUGUGGAAGGACACAAGGAAUGCUACAUGGACAUUAUAAAGGAGAAUGAAGAAUCCUUGGUAGAAACAGAGCUACAUAUUACAGAGGAUGAUGAUAAAAAUAAUAAUGAGAAUUAUGAUGGACAAAAUCAAAGUAUCGUUGCAGAUAACCAAAACACUUGCAGAUCUAAAGAAAGCUUGGCACUGGACCUUCUAAAUCACUUCAAAAAAACUACAACCAAUUCCGUUGAAACUAACUCUGAACAAAUAACAUAUGAAUCUAUCCUUAUGAAGGAGGAAUCAACCGCGGAUGAUGAAAAACAUCUGAGAAAUCCAGAAACAUAUGUAAGGUCUCAACCUCUAGUGCCAAAGUAUUCUUCUCCGACCGAAGAGUCAUUUUCUAGUGAAGAUGGUCAUUAUGAAGGUGCGUGUGCUUUUCCAGAACAGGAUGACUGUGAAUAUUUAUAUAUAACAGAAGAUGGCAGCACACAUGUCAGCAGAAAUAAACUGACUAUUAUGACCUGUAGUGAAUGUGGGGACCGCUUCGCUGUGGAGUCAGAUGACGCCUGUUUUGAGAGACUACAGCCUUACAGGUGUCGUAAAUGUUCCGGCUGUCACUCGGGGACAGAUGUCAGGGAAGUGGAGACAGUAGCGGUCUCGGAGAUACCAAGAACAUCCAACCUUUUGUAUGAAGACUAUGAGAAAGGAAAUGCUGAUUGUAAGAAAAUAUUUGCAAGCAGAAAACAUCUUGACAGUAAAAAAAUUAAUAGGAAAAAGAAACAAUGUUCUUACCCCAAAUGGGGAGGAUAUUUGGAGGAUAACGUAUGCCUCGAUAGCUAUCAUAUAGUGCCAGAAGAAGAAAAAGUGUUUAUAUGCUCUUAUUGCGGCAAAGGCUUUAACCAUCAGACAAGUUUGGAGCUCCACCAGAAGACUCACUUUGUGGAGAGGUCGUCCUUCAUCUCUCAGAGUGGCAAGCAUCUCCGAAACAAAGCACUUCUGAAGUCACACCAACUAGUUCACCCAGGUGGUAAACAGUAUAAUUGUUCUGAAUGUGGGAAAACUUUUAAACGCAGUCUAAGCUUGGUGGAGCACAUGCAGUUACACUCCGGAGAGAAAACAUUUACUUGUCCUGAUUGCGGGCAGAGCUUUGCCCAACGGUCUGCCUACAUCACCCACCAUAAGGUCCACAGUGCUGGCAAACUUCAUUUCUGCUUUGAGUGUGGAAAAAGCUUCCGAACAAAGGCUGAUCUCACCACACACCAACGUAUUCACAUGGGAGAAACACCAUUUCCUUGUCCAGAAUGUGGUGAGAACUUUACAAGACGUGCAAACCUGGUGAGACACCAGCGGAUUCAUACAGGGGAAAAGCCAUUUUCAUGCCCCGACUGUGGAAAAUGCUUCACACGAAAGUUAGGUCUUAUGAAACAUCAGAAGAUCCAUUCAGGAGAGAAAGUAUAUAAAAGGGGAUACAGAAAAAAUGCCUUUUCCAUGUACCGUGUGAUAGUGUAAGUGCUCUUACUAGAUGGAAAUGAACAUUUUAAGAGUAUGUUCACACAGGACUGAAAUGCUGCAGAUUUGUUGUGGAUUUGUUGCAUAUUUUUGGGAUGUCAAAAUCUACAGCACAUGCGCAACAAAUAUGAAGGACAUCCAAAAUAAAUCUGCAGUCUUUUUGGUCCUGUGUGAACACUUAUACUUGCUAAUACAAGGGAAGAAGCAGCUUGCAGGUUGGGUUGAGCUUCCUACAAGAAGACUUUUUAUUGGACAUUCGGGAAUCUUAUGCAUGUCUUUUACACUUUUUAUUGUAGUUGUCACCUUGUGCAGGACUUCGGUUAGCUCAUUUGUAUGCAACUGUAGUAUUUAUUAUUUGUUGUUAUGCUGUGAAUUUUAUUAAAAUAUUUUUUUACAAUCUUUAGGUUAUUGUUCUGUUGUGU
Messenger RNA from Hyla sarda, 2637 nucleotides. Its product is annotated as zinc finger protein 436-like. The record is from RefSeq and is a predicted model, not a curated record. Lineage: Eukaryota; Metazoa; Chordata; Amphibia; Anura; Hylidae. The coding region runs from base 407 to 2215 and encodes 602 amino acids. The transcript has 6 exons. Gene Ontology annotation, biological process: regulation of DNA-templated transcription.